CCACGGCCGCGGGUCAAAGCCCAGACGCUCGAAUGCAUUUAUCCCUGGAUACCAUGAGCCUGGUGGACGACAGCUGCCUCUCACCUGCCAACUUCCACGAGAUAGGGAAGGGCGGCGUGGCGGCGGCGGGGGGCCACGUCCACAGCAUUGAUGUCAUUCUAGGUUUCAGCAAAGACCAGGAGCCGUUGCUGAGUCCCGCCGGGGCCCCGGGGCCCCAGAGGGGGGGCGUGGACGACAUGGGAGGACAUGGGAAGCACGCAGAGCCCUCGUCUUACAGCGGACAUCUUCACUCUGUGAGAAGCAGCGACGCAGAGCAGCAUCAGUACCACGGACUUGUGGACACUGGCUUGUUUGCAAACAAGAGUGACGACGAGUUGGGAGAGCUGAGGCAGAGCAUUGAGAUGGACGAGGGCAAGUCUCCGGAGUCGUGCUGCAAAGACGAUCAGCCCAAGAAGAAGCACAGACGCAACCGCACCACCUUCACCACCUACCAGCUGCACGAGCUGGAGCGCGCCUUCGAGAAGUCCCACUAUCCCGACGUGUACAGCCGAGAGGAGCUGGCCAUGAAGGUCAACCUUCCAGAAGUCCGAGUCCAGGUUUGGUUUCAGAACCGCAGAGCUAAAUGGCGUCGACAGGAAAAAAUGGACGCGAGCGCCAUGAAGCUCCACGACUCCCCCAUGCUCUCCUUCAACCGUUCGGCGUCCGUCCACCCCAGCGUGGGGCCGGUGACCAAUUCGCUGGCGCUGGACCCCUGGCUGCCCUCGCCUCUGUCCAGCGCCACACCGGUCCACAGCAUCCCGGGCUUCAUGAGUCCAGCUCAGGGCCUCCAGCCCGGCUAUCCGAGCCACAGCUUCAUCAACGUCACCCCCCACGCUCCCCACUCCCAUCCUCAUCCUCACCCCUCCAUGGGGCAGGGGAUGCAGAGCAUGGCUCCUCCUCCGUACCAGUGUGCAGCGGCAUACCCUGAGAAGUUCCCACUGGAGAACGUGGACCAGCGGAGCUCAAGCAUCGCUGCUUUAAGAAUGAAAGCCAAGGAGCACAUCCAGUCUAUGGACAAAACAUGGCAACCCAUGUGAGCGCAUGAGUCCAGGGAAUCAAAUCGAAAUGAGAAAAGGUGGAUUUUAAACUGUGAAAUUUUACUUUUUUCUAGGUUUUUCUAUUAACUAAUUCUAUUUUUUCCUGCUGUGUGGGUACAUAUUUUGUUUUAAUGACGCCAAGUAGCAGAAAUAUGGAGUCAAAUCAGUAUCAGCUUAAAGGGAAUGAAAAGCAAUAUUGAAAAUGUGAUAAAAAGGCUUUGUAAAUUAAAAAUAAUAAUAAUAAUAAUUUGAAAGCAGCUUUAAACUCGAAAAUACACAUUGAUUAUAAGAGCUCAAAGCCCCCU
Molecule: messenger RNA, 1381 nt
Organism: Oryzias melastigma (Indian medaka)
Lineage: Eukaryota; Metazoa; Chordata; Actinopteri; Beloniformes; Adrianichthyidae
Gene: rx1
Product: retinal homeobox gene 1
Exons: 4
Coding region: 33-1076 (347 amino acids)
Biological process (GO): positive regulation of transcription by RNA polymerase II
Molecular function (GO): RNA polymerase II cis-regulatory region sequence-specific DNA binding; DNA-binding transcription factor activity, RNA polymerase II-specific
Source: RefSeq, a predicted model, not a curated record